Messenger RNA from Cynara cardunculus var. scolymus (artichoke), 1485 nucleotides. Its product is annotated as MLO-like protein 1. NCBI's taxonomy places the organism in Eukaryota, Viridiplantae, Streptophyta, Magnoliopsida, Asterales, Asteraceae. The transcript has 14 exons. Gene Ontology annotation, cellular component: membrane. Bases 1 to 1485 code for a protein of 494 amino acids. Gene Ontology annotation, biological process: defense response. The record is from RefSeq and is a predicted model, not a curated record.
AUGGCGGGCGACGAAGGAGAAGGAACGUCGUUAGAGUUUACACCGACAUGGGUUGUAGCCGCCGUCUGUACCGUCAUCGUCGGCGUCUCCCUCGCCGUCGAACGGCUACUACACCACGUCGGCAAGAAAUUGCAAAAGGAAGGCAAAAAGCCGCUCUUUGAAGCUCUGCAAAAGGUCAAGGAAGAGUUGAUGUUGUUGGGGUUCGUUUCACUACUCUUAUCUGUUUGCCAAGCUAGAAUCAUCAAGAUUUGUGUGAACGAGAAUACUAUGGAACACUUUCUUCCUUGCUCGUUAAACGUAAAACAAGACUCGACAGAUCCUAAGUCACCUACUCUUCGCAAUUUGCUCGAAGACAAAGAAACAUCAGUGGGUUAUUGUGCUCUCAAGAACAAGGUCCCAUUGUUAUCAUACGAGGCGCUGCAUCAUCUACACAUCUUUAUUUUCAUACUAGCUAUCGUGCACCUAACCUUUUCUGUUCUCACCGUUGUAUUUGGAGGCAUGAAGAUCAGCCGAUGGAAGCAUUGGGAAACGUCUAUCAGAGAAAAUAAUUUUGACCCUUCAAAAGAUCUUGAACCAGAAUUCACCCAUGUUAGAGAUCAUGAUUUCAUCAAGAACCGCUUCUUGGGUCUUGGCAAACGUUCGGCGAUUUUAGGUUGGCUGCAUUCUUUCUGCAAGCAAUUCUAUGGAUCAGUCACCAAAACAGAUUAUGCAGCUCUACGAUUGGGAUUUAUUACGACACAUUGCAGGGGAAACCCGAAGUUUAAUUUUCACAAGUAUAUGGUACGGGCCCUCGAAGACGAUUUCAAGAAAGUCGUCGGUAUCAGUUGGUACUUGUGGAUAUUUGUGAUCGUAUUCUUGUUGCUGAAUAUAUACGGUUGGCAUACGUAUUUCUGGAUAGCUUUUAUUCCCUUAAUCUUGCUAUUUUUCGUGGGAACGAAACUUGAACACAUAAUCAUUCAAUUGGCUCAUGAAGUUGCGGAGAAGCACGUAGCCAUAGAAGGCGAAGUGGCGGUAAAACCUUCGGACGACCACUUUUGGUUUCGUCGGCCAAGGAUCAUUCUUCUACUAAUACAUUUUAUCCUCUUCCAAAACGCUUUUGAGAUCGCGUUUUUCUUCUGGAUAUUGGUUCAAUUUGGCCUCGACUCGUGCAUAAUGGGAAAAUUGCGUUACAUGAUUCCGAGACUCGUUAUUGGGGUGUUUAUUCAAGUUUUGUGUAGUUACAGUACUCUACCGCUUUACGCGCUUGUCACACAGAUGGGAAGUCAUUUCAAGAAGUCGAUAUUUGAAGAGCGUAUACAAACAAGUCUUACUAGUUGGGCUCAGAAAGCCAAAAGAAAGAAGGCUCUAAACGUCACGACCAAUGGUUCUAGCCAAGAUGGCCCUGACGGUGGUGGUGGUGGUGGUUCAAGCGGUGUUGGGAACGAUGGUGUUGAGCUACAAAGCAUUCACAUUAUUAAUGAUCCACCACAAUCUACGAAUCGGUGA